Molecule: messenger RNA, 1809 nt
Organism: Erpetoichthys calabaricus (reedfish)
Lineage: Eukaryota; Metazoa; Chordata; Cladistia; Polypteriformes; Polypteridae
Gene: r3hcc1
Product: R3H domain and coiled-coil containing 1
Exons: 8
Coding region: 144-1361 (405 amino acids)
Molecular function (GO): nucleic acid binding
Source: RefSeq, a predicted model, not a curated record
CCUCUCACCAAUCAAUAUUUGUUGACUCGCGGGUUGGAAUCCUUUAAGGUGACUCUCGUUGUGUGUUGCUUGUCAGGCUGGCGUGUGUUGAUCUAGACGGUGUAUAUCUUCCCAGGAAAGAAAAUGAAUUUAUCCAUAAAAUUAUGGAAGAUCUGGACAACUUCCUGCAGGAAGAAGACCAAAAAAAAGUUCUGCUGUUUCCCCCACUUCCAAGCCGCCUACGUUAUCUCAUCCACCGAACCACUGAAAAAUACGAACCUCUAAGUACUUUUUCCAUUGGGUCAGACAGAAGUCGUAGAACAGUUGUUUGUCAUUCUGGAAUUAGAUUGCCUAUUGAAACUGAAUGUGAUGAAAGUGAUAUCUGUAGUAGCACUGGUGCGGAGAUGCAGUUUGGAAAGAAAAAAUACAUGUUUAAGAGUACACCCAAGAAGAGCCAGCCAGACAUAGCCUUAUCUGUUUCAAGAGGGAAAGAAGAAGAAUCCUUCCAAGCAGCAAAUUGUGAGAAAGACAGCAUUCCAGACACAGACAUAAAGCCUUGUGUUUUUACUUCAUCUUCCAACCAAAAUCCAUCUGAAGUGCACAUUUUAUCUAACUUAAUUCCAGAAUCACAUUCAGACUCGGCAGAUUAUCUACAGCAUAUCGAAACUUGGAAAGAAAACUUUCAGUUUAGGGAUGUACCAGUCUGUAUUCAAGAUGUUGUUGCUGAUAGCAAAGAUGUAAGUUACGUACCGAAAGAUCCAGGCAUACUUGAAAGACAGGACAGCAGUUAUGAAUUAGAAACUGGGAAUCUGUUAACUUCAAUGACUCUACAAGACCAACAGGAAGAAAGUCUUGCAGUGAGUAGCUCUGUGGAACAAAGGAAAACAAAUCGUGCAGAAGAAGAUUUGGAAGAAAAUUUAUUAAAAGAGAUCAGAACUUAUCUAAAUGAAAAUGAAAUCUCUAUCACAAAUUCCCAGUGUGAUUAUUCUGCAUACAAUUAUGUGGCAACUAAUGAUGAAGAAUUUGACCACAUUAUAGAAGUUUAUGGCUUUCCAGCACAUCUGAAAAAUGAAGAUAUUUAUGAUGCCUUUGCUGCCUUCAGCAAGGAGGGACUGAAAAUUGAGAGAGUCGACAAGAGCCAUGCGCUUGCUGUGUUUUCUAGCAAGACCACAGCUCUCCAGGCUUUAAAUAUUCAACACCCUUUACUGAAGACGCAUGUGUUGUCAAAAGCAACCAAACAAUCUAAGGGGAAGGCAGUAAAUAACAGAGAGUUCUUACAGCCAGUGAAGAGGCGGCCAGUGGCUGAUGCAUCAGUAGCGAAGAGGCUGGUUGCUAGAGCUUUAGGGUUGCAGAAUCCUGUAAAGCAAAACAAGGACCUAUAAUAUAAGGGGUUUGUUUUUAAAAAACAUGAAAUGGCAAUGGUGAUUACAUAGUUCUCAGUAUUAUUUGGGGUCCGUUUAGCUUAAUUCUAAGCACCACAACUGCACACUCAUUUUGCUGAAGUGUCUAACCCUGCUGUAAGCCUGUGUUUGAAUGGCGGUGAGGAUUUAGCAUGUUCUCUCUUGUGGGGGGCUUUAUCUGGGUGAUCUGGUUUCUUUUAAGGUAAUAUCCUACUUGUCAGAGCAAAUAAAAACAUAUAUUGUGCUAACAGCCAUAUUCACGUUAGGACUGGUGUAAUUCUGAAGUGUGUUUUAGACCCCGACUACUGAGUUAACGUAACUCCACAAUGCAUCUGCCCACUUGUGCCGCUGCCUUCUCUGCUACAUGUAGAUUUUCUGCUUCACCAGAUGUGACUAGUAUAAAAUUGUUAAAAUAAACAAUUUUGCCAAA